Molecule: messenger RNA, 2040 nt
Organism: Empidonax traillii (willow flycatcher)
Lineage: Eukaryota; Metazoa; Chordata; Aves; Passeriformes; Tyrannidae
Gene: FAM110C
Product: family with sequence similarity 110 member C
Exons: 3
Coding region: 106-1203 (365 amino acids)
Biological process (GO): regulation of cell projection assembly; positive regulation of cell migration
Cellular component (GO): cell cortex
Molecular function (GO): alpha-tubulin binding
Source: RefSeq, a predicted model, not a curated record
GCUAACAGACUGCCCUCCACCGCUUUCUGUUUUGUUUUGUUUCUUUUUUUUUUUUAAUCUUCCCUCCCUGGGACUGGAAGCAGGAUCCGCGUCCCUGAAACUGCUAUGCCAGCUGAACUCUCCCGGGCCGUGGGAAUGCACGCCAUCUCCGACCUGCACUCCUCCCUCCCCCUGCGGCUCCUCAACAAGGGGCCCGAGUACCUCCGCAGGCAGAUGGAGGCCGGCAACCCGGGCAGGAAAAGUGCCGUGGAGAGACUGGCCGCCGAUAAGGCCAAGUAUGUAAAGAGCCAGCAGGUCAUCAGCACCAGGCAGGAGCCCGUCAUCUCGCUCAGCUCAGCCUCGGAGAGCAGCAGCGAGACCUGUUCGGUGGAGAGCAAAGCAGUCAGCAGGGACUUGGGCAGAGGGAAGGGCGCGAAGCCCCUGGAGCUGGCCAAGGCGGCAUACUCCUGCCGCGCCCCCUUGCAGCACGGCCCCCCCAUCGCCAGGCGCAGCACCCACAAGAGGCAGAUGCGGCCGGAUUCCCUCGUGAUUUAUCGUCAGAAAUGCGAGUUUGGGAGAGGUCAAAGCCAGGACAGCUCGCGGGGGAACUUGGUGAGGAGAAUCUUCCAUGGGUCGGUAAAGGAAAAGCAGUUGCCUUCCCCUGAGUUGCCCAGAGUCAUGGAGGACACCGCGGCCACCGAGAGCAACGAGCCUCUCUCGGCAAAAGAUGGUGACCGUGAGCCAAGCGACCAUGCCGUGGAGCAAACUGUUCCUGUGAGCACCGAAGUCCCAGAGGUAUGUACAAAAGAGCAUGAGGGGCCCUCAAACCUGAGUAUACCUCCUGAAGAGGUCAAGGAGGUGAAGAGGAGAGGUCUCCAUCGCUCCCAGUCGGACAUCAGCUCUCGCUACUCCAAGUCCUUCGCUGAGUUUGAUACAUUUUUCAAGUACUGUGGCCUCGAGCAGGAGGUCAUUGAGGACCUUGGAAGAGAGAACUUCUCCGUGGUGUCUGACAAUGUCUCCUUCAAGAUCCGCAGCAUCAGUGUGGCAACAUCCGAGAGUGACUUUACGAGGCACAGUGGGGAUGAGGGGCUUCUGGAGGAUGAACUCACAGAGCAGGUCCCCAGCAGCACCUCUGUGAUUGAGCGGAAUGCUCGGAUAAUCAAAUGGUUGUACACGUGUAAGAAAGCCAAGGAGAAUAACAAGGUGAUUCAGGAACUGGCGUGAUGGCUUCUUUCAGCGUACAUUGCAGCCUGGGGAACUCAAGAAUUCUUGACUUGGAAGUUGAACAAAACCAGACACAGGAAGAAACUCUUCCCUCAUCUGGCUGAUGACUACUUUUUCCAAGUUUAGUAUUUUAUUAUUGCCUCCUACCCUCACCCUCCUCCCUUGGAAGCCUCACUCUUGUCAAGCCCAAGGGUGUCGAAGACUGUGCUGACAAGUGGAGAUUGUGAACUGUGCCCCAGCAAGACAGCACAAAACUACAGCCCCUGGAAAAGUGAAGUGUGACAGCAGCUGCCAUCCAAAAUAACAUUCAACAUCAGCUCACUGCCUCAGGAUGCCAGUCCAAACUGUGACAGAAGGUCUGUGUUGUGCACCCAUCUCCUUCCAGCAAUGAAUUUGUCAACAGGGAUAUGGGGAGAAAGAGGGAAUGAAGUGUCAGUGACCUCUGGGUCAGGCAUGUCCUUGCAGACAGACACACUCCACCUGCAUGUUCAAAAGCUCUGUCUUACCAGGGCUGUAUGACCAGAGGCUCAUCCUGACAUUCAACAUCAUCUUCUUGGCUGGUGAGGACUAAUUGGCAACUUUAUCUGGGAUACUUGGCAAACAUAUUGUAAGCUAAAUCCUUACCAAACCUCUCUUUCUCUGCGAGUAUUCAAACCAAAUUGGUGUACCUAGUUUGCUCUUGCUAGUUUGUCACACAGCUUGCUCAGCCACUGGGGAAGAAUAGCCCAAAAUACUUCCAGGAGCAUGGUUCCAAGAAAAAAGUAUUGAGGGAGGGUUAUGCAUUGUUUCUUCUUGCAGAACAGUUCAGUUUGUUUGCAAUUUAUGCCCGACUCUGAC